Bacillus rossius redtenbacheri is the source of this 731-nucleotide messenger RNA. It is a transcript of the gene baf, whose product is annotated as barrier-to-autointegration factor. The transcript is spliced from 3 exons. The coding region runs from base 272 to 544 and encodes 90 amino acids. Gene Ontology annotation, molecular function: DNA binding. Lineage: Eukaryota; Metazoa; Arthropoda; Insecta; Phasmatodea; Bacillidae. The record is from RefSeq and is a predicted model, not a curated record.
CCUAGCAUUUCAUGUUUUGAUUUUUAUUUUCAAGGAAACGCUGAGUAUUUACCAAUUUACCAUAUAAGUGGCCUAUUGGCGGUUAAAUAAAAACGGUGUGGUAGUUUCAAUUGUAGGAUUUCGUUGACCGGCUGUAUUGUAGAUUUUGUUUUGUACUUUUUUUUUUUCAAGUCCUAAGUGGUGCAAUAAACGUGUACGUGUUUGAGUUAUAAGUGUUCUUAUUGCAAUAUAAUAUAACUCUGUUGGCGUCUGUCUGCCGCGAAGAAAAGAAAUGUCGAGCACUAGUCAAAAACACAGAAAUUUUGUUGCGGAGCCCAUGGGAGACAAACCGGUCACCGAACUGGCCGGCGUGGGUGAAGUUCUUGGCCGUAAGCUGGAGAAUUCUGGUUUUGACAAGGCAUAUGUGGUCCUGGGCCAGUUCUUAGUUUUGAAGAAGGAGAAAGAGUUUUUCCAAGAGUGGAUGAAGGAUGUGUGUGGGGCCAAUGCAAAGCAGUCCGGGGAUUGCUACCAGUGUCUCUCCGAUUGGUGCAACGAGUUCCUCUGAGUUCUUUGUGGAGUACACUUUAUUAACAACUUUGUGACUGCAUGCCCAAUGAAGGAUGAUAUUUUUUAACGUACUAUGGUAGCAACAUUAUUUUUGUAUAUAUAUUUUAUGAAAUACCUAUAUGUUGCUGCAAUUCAUGUUGUGAAUAUGUAACUUGUGAAUGUUGCGAUAAAUUUGUUAACACAUG